AUGUGGAGAUCUGGUCAUGAGAUUGUAAGGCCAGCUGGUAAGCAGGGGAAUGGAGGAUGGCAACCGGUGGUUCGUAGACAUGGGGAUCGAGGAGUUGGGGGUCAAAGGGGGAAUACCAUAUACUCUGUUUUUGUGGAUAACAUACCAGCAUCUAUGGGGGCGAAAGGGUUGUCUAAACUCUUCUCCAACUUUGGAGUUGUAUUGGAUGCGUAUAUUCCACAGAAGAGAAGAAGAUCUACAGGUUCCAGGUUUGGAUUCAUAAGGUAUGGUUGUCCGGUAGCAGCGAGUAUGGCUCUGCAAAAAGCAAAUGGCCUUUGGUGUGAUGACAAAGCGCUAAAGGUUAAAAUGGCUGAGUUCAGGAAGGAGUGUGAAAAUAAGCAAAGCAAGUCACAACAAGUACAGAAUAUCAUAAUACAUUAUAAGAGAUAA
Molecule: messenger RNA, 429 nt
Organism: Camellia sinensis
Lineage: Eukaryota; Viridiplantae; Streptophyta; Magnoliopsida; Ericales; Theaceae
Source: RefSeq, a predicted model, not a curated record